UGAGGGCUUAGACUUCAGAGACUUCUGUUUAAAAUAAACAGAGAAUUAGAACUCCAGAAGUUACAGAACCUACGGUUCGGCGAACCGGAACGGAAGUACCUGGUAGGAACGAGGAGGAGCCGGAAGUUAAGGCGGGGAGGGGGUGGGGGUGGAGGGAAAAGCAAGCCAGGAGGUGCUGCUGCCGCUUCUAGUAGUUUCCAGGCGCUGCCGGGCGGCUGGGACCGAGCGGUCCUGAGGCUGUGGCUGCGGCUGCUUGGGGAGCUGGUAGCGGUGCGAUAAGUGAGCUGAUGGCCAAGUGGGGUGAGGGAGACCCACGCUGGAUCGUGGAAGAGCGGGCGGACGCCACCAACGUCAACAACUGGCACUGGACGGAAAGGGAUGCUUCAAAUUGGUCCACAGAAAAGCUGAAAACUCUGUUCCUGGCAGUCCGAGUAGAAAAUGAGGAGGGCAAGUGUGAGGUGACGGAAGUGAACAAGCUUGAUGGAGAGGCGUCCAUUAACAACCGGAAAGGCAAACUUAUCUUCUUCUAUGAGUGGACCAUCAAACUCAACUGGACAGGUACCUCGAAGUCAGGAGUGCAAUACAAAGGACAUGUGGAAAUCCCCAACUUGUCUGAUGAAAACAGCGUGGAUGAAGUGGAGAUUAGUGUGAGCCUUGCCAAAGACGAGCCUGACACAAAUCUCGUGGCCUUAAUGAAGGAAGAAGGGGUGAAACUUCUAAGAGAAGCAGUGGGGAUAUACAUCAGCACCCUCAAAACAGAGUUCACUCAGGGCAUGAUUUUGCCCACAGUGAACGGAGAGUCAGUAGACUCAGUGGGUCAGCCAGCACCAAAAGCUGAGGUGUGCAAGGCUAAGUCUGCUCCUUCAAAAAGCCAGGCCAAGCCUGUUGGUGUCAAAAUCCCCACUUGUAAGAUCUCCCUUAAAGAGACCUUCCUGACCUCACCAGAGGAGCUCUAUAGAGUGUUUACCACCCAGGAGCUGGUGCAGGCCUUUACCCAUGCUCCUGCAGCCUUAGAAGCAGACAAAGGUGGGAAGUUCCACAUGGUUGAUGGCAAUGUCACCGGAGAGUUUACUGAUCUGGUCCCUGAGAAACACAUUGCUAUGAAGUGGCGGUUUAAGUCAUGGCCAGAAGGGCACUUCGCUACCAUCACCUUGACCUUCAUUGACAAGAACGGAGAGACAGAGCUGUGCAUGGAAGGCCGGGGCAUCCCUGCUCCUGAGGAAGAGCGGACGCGGCAAGGCUGGCAACGGUACUACUUUGAGGGCAUCAAACAGACCUUUGGCUAUGGCGCUCGCUUGUUUUAGGGCCAGCAGCAGGGUUCCAGCUGUUUGACACUUCAGCCCGCUCGUGAUGGGCUUGUGAUCACAGGAUUGCACCAUCCCAGCUGCUAACUUGGGGCUGGGGUCCCCCUUCCACAUACACCUUGGGUUUGUGCAUGUUUUCUGCUGGGUGGGAUCCAAGGGUGAGUUCUCUUUUAUGUGUACAUACGCUAAAUAAACAGAAUUUUAAAAGCA
Messenger RNA from Microtus ochrogaster (prairie vole), 1514 nucleotides. It is a transcript of the gene Ahsa1, whose product is annotated as activator of HSP90 ATPase activity 1. The record is from RefSeq and is a predicted model, not a curated record. Gene Ontology annotation, molecular function: protein-folding chaperone binding; ATPase activator activity. Gene Ontology annotation, cellular component: cytosol. NCBI's taxonomy places the organism in Eukaryota, Metazoa, Chordata, Mammalia, Rodentia, Cricetidae. Gene Ontology annotation, biological process: protein folding; positive regulation of ATP-dependent activity.